This is a messenger RNA of Ostrinia nubilalis (European corn borer), 548 nucleotides long. RefSeq names its product protein CDV3 homolog. NCBI's taxonomy places the organism in Eukaryota, Metazoa, Arthropoda, Insecta, Lepidoptera, Crambidae. The record is from RefSeq and is a predicted model, not a curated record. The transcript has 2 exons. Gene Ontology annotation, cellular component: cytoplasm. The coding region runs from base 165 to 533 and encodes 122 amino acids.
GUAACAUCCAAUCUGCCAUUUUAAAAAAAAAGAAACAGUCGGCCACGCUUGCCACAGAAAUCGUUUCACGUUUUGGGGAUUUUUUCCCCUUUGUUUCGUUCCAAUAUUGCUGUAACUACCUCAUUACCAGAGCAAAACAUAAAAUUCACAAGUCAAAAUUCGAAAUGGCUGAUUUAGACGAUUUCUUCGCAAAGAAAGAUCGCAAAAAGAAAGCGGUAAAAAAGUUCGCGACUGCCGACGAAUUAGCUAAGAAACUAGAGGACACAAAACAGAAAACUGAUGUUCGACCUAAGAAGGAAAGGCCUGUACAGGAGGGUGAAGAGGGCGGCCGAGCUGGGGAAGAAGAGGAGUGGAAAGAGUACGAGGAACCUGUGAAAGACUACACGGGGCUCAAGAUCCAAGUGCUGCAAGGCGGCAACGGAGCGCCCGAGUCGGGCGGCCGCUCCGAGUCCGAGGACAGCGCGCCGGACGGCUCAGGCAAGGGCAAGGGCCCGUGGAAUAAGCCUGUGAGUAGCUAUUGUUAUUAUAUUUAAAGACCGGUCGCUGAG